AUGGCUAGCCUUAGGAAGGGGUCAGAGUACCUCUUCCCUGGGGAAACGGAAAGAAGAGGGGGACUGAAGACACAGUUUCAGGUCUGUUUUAACUUUGGAAAUGGACUUCACUUUGAGGCCAUAAAUACAGGAAGCGAAGAUAAGCUGCUUCCCAGGCCUGCCCACGUGCGGGCCAAGAGGGCCUGGAUCACUGCCCCCGUGUCCCUUCGGGAGGGAGAGGACCUCUCCAAGAAGAAUCCGAUUGCCAAGAUACAUUCUGAUCUUGAAGAAACAAACGGACUAAAAAUCACGUACAAAUUCACUGGAAAAGGGAUUACAGAGCCACCAUAUGGUAUAUUUGAAUAUAACAAAGACACUGGAGAAUUAAGUAUCACCAGGAUUCUUGAUCGAGAAGAAACUCCAUUUUUUGUGCUUACAGGUUAUGCUUUGGAUAGCAAAGGAAACAACGUAGAGAAACCAUUAAAUCUGAACCUUAAAGUUCUUGAUAUCAAUGACAAUGAACCAGUGUUCACCCAGGACGUCUUUGUUGGGUCCAUUGAAGAGCUAAGUGCGCUAAAUACUUUUGUGAUGAGAAUCAAUGCCACAGACGCGGAUGAGCCCAAUACCAUGAAUUCUAAAGUGUCCUACAGAAUCGUGUCGCAGGAGCCUGCGUCUCCUUCAGUGUUCUACCUGAAUAAAGAUACUGGGGAGAUAUACACAACCGGUACCCUGGACAGAGAGCAAUACAGUACCUAUACUUUAGUAGUAGAAGCAAAAGAUGGUUAUGAACAAAUAACUGACAAACCAGUAAACCAGGCUCAAGUUCAGAUUCGUAUUUUGGAUGUCAAUGACAAUAUACCUGUACUGGAACAUGAAAUGUAUGAAGCGACAGUUGAAGAAAAUCAAGCCAAUGUGGAAGUGAUCCGCCUGAAAGUGUUGGAUGCCGAUGAAGUUGGUACUGAUAAUUGGUUGGCAAAUUUUACAUUUCUGUCAGGAAAUGAAGGAGGCCACUUCCACAUAGAGACUGAUGCUCAAACGAACGAGGGCAUUGUGACCCUUGUGAAGGAAGUAGAUUAUGAACAAGUGAAGAAUCUUGACUUUGUCAUUGCGGUCACUAAUAAAGCAGCUUUCCACAAAUCAAUUCGUAAUACAUUCAGGCCAACAGGCAUCCCCAUCAAAGUAAAGGUGAAAAAUGUGAAAGAAGGCAUCUAUUUUAAAAGUGACACAAUCCACGUCCAGGUCAGUGAAGGCAUGGAUACGACCAGCCAAAGCCGAACACUCGGGAAAUUUCCAGUUUUUGAUGAAGACACUGGACAGCCAGCCCGUGUAACGUAUAUGAAAUUUGAAGAUCUAGAUAAUUGGGUUUCUGUGGAUUCUGCCUCAUCAGAAAUUAAACUUGUCAAAAGCCCAGAUUUUGAAUCCAGAUACGUGCAAGAUGGUGUCUAUGUCGUAAAAGUUCUGGCUGUAUCAGAAGACUUUCCUAGGAAAACCAUCACGGGCACCGUCAGUAUCACGGUUGAGGACACCAAUGACAAUUGUCCCACACUGGUAGAGCCGGUACAGACCGUGUGCGACUACAUGGAGUUUGUGAAUGUGACCGCAGUGGACCUGGAUGGGCACCUCAACAGUGAUCCCUUCACCUUCUCCAUCGUUGACACACCUCCAGGAAUGGCAGAGAGAUGGAGAAUAGCACAGCAAGCAAGUACCAGCGUGCUGUUGCAGCAAACCGAAAAGCAGGUUGGGAGAAGUGAGAUUCAGUUCUUGAUUUCAGAUAGUCAGGGCCUCAGCUGCUCUGAAAAGCAGGUGCUGCAGCUCACAGUCUGUCAGUGUCAGCACGGCCUGGGCUGUGCAGAAAAGCGCUCUGACGCCUACGUGGGCCUGGGACCCGCAGCCGUCGCACUCCUGAUUUUGGCCCUCCUGCUCCUGCUACUUGUACCGCUUAUGCUGCUGAUGUGCAAUUGUGGAGAGGGCGCCAAAGGCUUCACCCCCAUCCCUGGCACCAUUGAAAUGCUGCACCCCUGGAACAAUGAAGGGGCGCCACCCGAAGACAAGGUAGUGCCAUCGCUUCUGGCUGUGGACCACGGGGAGAACUUGGCAGUAAGAAAUGGUGUGGGUGGCAUGGUCACCAAGGAAGCCACCAUGAAGGGAAGUAGCUCCGCCUCCUUCACCAAGGGGCAGCAUGACAUGUCUGAGGUGGACACGCGGUGGGACGAGCACAGGAGCCUUCUUUCUGCGGCGCCUGCCCAGGUGACAGGGGCAGCAGGGGCCAGCCUGGGCACUGAAACCAUGAGAAGCCUGAGAGCCACCGGCUCUUCCAGGGACUUGGCUGGAGCACGAGCAGCUGCAGUUGCACUGAAUGACGACUUCUUGAAAGAUUAUUUCACUGAGAAAGCAGCCUCUUACACUGACGAAGAUGACGUGCGCCUGGCCAAGGACUGCCUCCUGGUGUAUUCUCAGGAAGAAACGGCAUCUCUGCACGGCUCCAUCGGCUGUUGCAGUUUUAUCGAAGGAGAGUUCGAUGACCGCUUUUUAGAUGACCUGGGGCUUAAGUUCAAGACAUUAGCUGAGGUUUGCCUGGGUCAGAAAAUAGGGAUAGAGACAGAAACUGAGCAGAGGCAAAAGCCUGUCGCAGACACAAGAGUGAACACAGCCUCGUAUCCACUCUAUGAGCAAGCUGCAGUUAGUUCCGAGACUGCCUACUCCUCCGGCGGCAGCAGCAGCGCUCACAGGUCAAAGCCUUUGCGUGAAGCACAUGCAGAAACCGUAACUCAGGAAAUAGUCACCGAGAGAUCCGUGUCUUCCAGGCAGGGUCAGAAGGUGGUGCCACCUCGCACCGAUCCUUUGGCUUCUAGCAAUAUCAUAGUGACAGAAACUUCCUAUGCCACAGGUGCCCCUGUGCCACCAAGCACUGUGAUCCUGGCUCCCAGACAGCCCCAGAGCCUUGUGGUGACAGAGAGGGUGUAUGCUCCAGCUGCCUCAUUGGUAGAUCAGCAUUUUGCUAAUGACGGCAGUGUCACAGUCACCGAGAGAGUCAUACAGCCUAGUGGGGGCGUGCCCAACCCUCUUGACGGCCCCCAGCACCUGCAAGAUUAUGUUAUGGUGCAGGAGCGAGAAAGCAUCCUUGCCCCCAAGUCAGGCAUGCAGCCCACGCUGGCUGUGCCCGUAGGACAGAAUGUGACAGUGACCGAAAGAGUGCUGGCACCUGCUUCCCUGCCGUCCAGUUACCCAGUUCCCUCGGCAGCCUCUGUCAUGACCCAGAGGACCACAGGGUCUGCAGCUAGAAGCGCUGGCCCUCUUCCCAGUGCUGGCUUAGAAGAAUCUGGUCAUUCUAGUUCCACCACGACCACUUCUUCCACCAGAGUCACCAAGCGUAGUACCAUCCAGCAAUCUUACUCCUGAGCCGCCAUCAGCCCUAAACUGACAUGGAGUUCAGCUAACAGUGACUGAGCAUAUGUUUUCUAUAUGCCAAGCAUUUUCUAUAUGCCACGCACUACACAUGUGCAUGUCUGCACACAUGUUCUGCUUACACCUUGUCCCAGCCACUCAUGUGCCAUGAUAGGCCCUGUGUCCGUUCCCAGGAGCAUGUUUCGGAACUGCUCCAUGAUUUUCUGAGGACUCGGUGAUGAUGCUGUUUAAGUGCCUUUUAGUGAGUUUUGCAAACAGUAUUCUCAAGAAGUCAACAGAGAGGAAAUCGGAUUUUUAAGAACUUAUCCUGUUAAUACUGGGUACAUCUAGUUGGUCCGCCGACUCCAACAGCAACCCCAAAAACUGAUUAGAUCUGCUUACAUUCUGUCCUUUGCUGCACCUAACUGAUUAUCAGCAACCCAUUUGCCCAAAGAUGCAUGGUGCAGUCUGGGCUAUGGGCUGUGCUGCUGGUUUUCCUGAAGUCCUUUUUAUUCUGAGAUGAAAUUCGGGGAUGUUGAUAUGGCAAGAGCACACACUUUCUGAGCAUGGGAGUGCACUUGUGUGCUUUUACUACCCGUGUUGCAUGACCUUAAACAUGACAUUAUAUCUUCCUAGUCACAACAGUCAUGAAACUUUUGAGCACUAAAUCAAUUGAAUGAUCCAAGACAAAAUGCAUCAAUAAGGCAGUAAAAUGCUUUCGUGUGAGAAAACUCAGGAUCUGUUCCCUGUAAAGCAGCGGUAAGUUAGCAACACUGAGUUAGCCAGCUAUAUACUGUGGUAGAUUCUGUGCCUGUUUCGCUGCUGUGCUGCCUCACUUGACUUAGGUACCAAAUACUCGCAGAACUAACUGCAUUUUCUUAUUGCCAAAGUGUCAGAACGUUGCGUAUUCCUGUAGUUAUGAAUUUGAAAUUCUCAUUUAAUUUCAUUUUCUCAGAGUCCUUAAGUGGCUAAUCAUGAUUUCCUAAGUAGUAAUCUGAUCUGCCCAAAAUCCUUGCCUUUCCUCUUAAAAGUUUUUUUUUAACUUAUUUAGCUCUUUCAAUAUAUUGUAUUUUCCUGUGCCUAGAGACAAUGUUUCAAAUGCACAUCAGUAAUGAUUUUAUGUAUUUUCUAUAAUAAUGGUUUUCAUAACUUUAGAGACUUUCCAAGGUGUUUUUCUUGGGGAAAUAAAAGCUAUUUCUUGACUUUUAAUGUAUUUUUCUGGGAAAAUGAAACUUUUAACUGACUUUGUAAAUUUUUUUUAAUAUCUUUUUUACUUGAAUGAUGCUUGGAAAGGAUGCUGUGUGCCUCACUCAUAGAGUAGAGAAGUCAGGACAAGUAUUUUUGGCCUCAUAAGGCUAAGAAGGAAAAUUACUUUUCUUUGAAACUCUAGAAUUUUUUUACCCUGCAAGAAGUUGUGGGUUUUUUUUUUUCUUGUUGUUGUUGUUGAAUAAGAUAUUUUUGCAAAGUACACAACAGUAAAUUGCUGUGUGAAAAAUGUAACUAUAACCUGUGUCCUCAGAGAACACUUGGUCUUAAGCUUCCUCCAUGGGCAGGCUUGAACAUGGAAACUGUUAAGUUGUACAUAGCAACCACAUCUUCCAUGUGAUUGCUCGCAUUGUAAAAGGGUGAUUUGCAUUUGUUUUUGCAUUUGUUC
Molecule: messenger RNA, 5017 nt
Organism: Ochotona curzoniae (black-lipped pika)
Lineage: Eukaryota; Metazoa; Chordata; Mammalia; Lagomorpha; Ochotonidae
Gene: DSG2
Product: desmoglein 2
Exons: 15
Coding region: 1-3378 (1125 amino acids)
Biological process (GO): homophilic cell-cell adhesion
Cellular component (GO): plasma membrane; desmosome
Molecular function (GO): calcium ion binding
Source: RefSeq, a predicted model, not a curated record